This is a messenger RNA of Mucor velutinosus, 2247 nucleotides long. RefSeq lists its product as uncharacterized. Gene Ontology annotation, cellular component: plasma membrane. Gene Ontology annotation, biological process: intracellular potassium ion homeostasis; proton export across plasma membrane; sodium ion export across plasma membrane. The transcript has 10 exons. Lineage: Eukaryota; Fungi; Mucoromycota; Mucoromycetes; Mucorales; Mucoraceae. The record is from RefSeq and is a predicted model, not a curated record. The coding region runs from base 1 to 2247 and encodes 748 amino acids. Gene Ontology annotation, molecular function: sodium:proton antiporter activity.
AUGACAAUCAAUGUUAUUCCGGGCGAGAUAUCGACAUUUACAAUUGCCAUUGCCAUCUUGAGUGGAUUUAUUCUAUUCUUUGGUUAUAUCUCCAUGUUCCUGAAAGAGAAGCUCUUUCUCUCCGAAGCAUUGGUGGCGGUUAUCGUCGGAAUUAUAGCAGGCCCAUUAGUUACAAAUGGAUUCAACCCGUACAGUUGGGCAGAUCAUGAUGAAAUCACAAAGCAAUUGACCAGAUGUAUCAUUGCUAUUCAGGUAAUGGCUGUUGGAAUUGAAUUGCCAAAGCAUUACUUGAAGAAAGAAUGGCUGACCAUGACGAUGCUGCUGAUACCUACCAUGAUGUUUAUGUGGCUCAUCAGUGGAUUAUUCAUAUGGGGGUUGGUUCCUCCUAUCAAUUAUUUGGAGGCUCUUGUGAUAUCUGCUUGCAUUUGUCCAACUGAUCCUAUUUUGGCGAAUUCAGUCGUAAAGGGAAGAUUUGCAGAAAAGCAUGUUCCAGCACAUAUCAGAAAUGCACUGUCAGCAGAGAGUGGUGCCAAUGAUGGCAUGGGCUUUCCAUUUUUAUUUCUGGCCAUUUUCUUGAUCGCAGAAGACAAUGUGGGCACUGCUAUAGGUAAAUGGAUUUACAUUACCUGUUUAUUUCAGAUUGCACUCUCCUGCGUGAUUGGUGUUGUGGUUGGUUAUGUGGCUCGAAAAGUGCUGCAAUGGUCAGAGAGAAACCAUCUCAUCGAUAAACCUUCGUUUCUUGCAUUUGCAAUCGCACUAGCACUCUUUCUGAUGAGCAUGACUGGAUUCUCUGGUAGCGAUGACCUGCUGGCUUGUUUUGCUGCUGGAAACGCAUUUUCGUGGGACGAUUGGUUCAGACACGAGACAGAAGAGGCUCACUUUCAGGAAGUGAUUGAUAUGAUGCUGAAUCUGGCCAUCUUUGUGUAUAUCGGCGCCAUUAUUCCCUGGUCUGAUUUUGGUAAUGCUGAAUUGGGAUUGACUCCAUGGCGUUUGGUUGUCAUUGCCAUCCUGGUCUUAUUUUUCCGAAGAUUGCCUAUUGUCCUCUUACUGAAGCCAGUGAUGCCUGCUAUGAAGACGUACCGUGAAGCCAUUUUCAGUGGUUGGUUUGGUCCCAUGGGUGUCGGUGCUGUAUUUCUGUCUAUCAUUGCUAAAGAGGAGCUCGAAGUUGCAUAUGAAGGUAAAGAAUCCCCUGUUUCCAUUCGAAUCAUCAGUCCCGUCGUGCUCUUUAUUGUGUUUUGCUCGGUAAUUGUGCAUGGAACCACCAUUCCCUUGUUUAAGCUCGGAAAGCGUAUUCGAACAAGAACCUUGUCUAUAUCGAGUAUCGGCAGCAACCAAGUGUUGAGGCUACCGAAACUACAAUUUGGACAGCAAGUUCAUAAAAAGGAUGCAGAGCAUCACCACCAUCAUCAUGGCCAUCACCACAAAGAAGAAGAGUUGACCGAGCUGGAGAGAAACACGCUCUACAACACAUUGCAGCAUGACCGCAAUAAUAUCAAGGAGAGUAAUGGCAUUACCAUAGACAUGCAUGAUCCUCGGCAUGAUUCUGAUUCGGAUUUGGCAGAAGAAGAUUUCUUGCCCGAUGAUUCUUCAGAGACGGUCAAUAACGCAAGUCAGCCAAAGCUCCUACUGCCAGAUUCAACAUUUGACGAGGACCCUCGACGUGGCAGCACCAUCUCGUUUGAUACAAGUCAAGCCAUUCGAUUCUUGGAGCCAGUAAAACCUCGCAUUGGAGCCACCACGACACAGCAUUCUCAGUUAUCCAAUGCGGAUCGUAACGAAGCCAGUGUGUCUAGUCUGAGAAGCUGGCUGCUGCGUCAAAAUACCAAGGACGGCGACGAUUCUGCAGGAGAAGAGGAAGCACCCGCCAACACCCACAGCAACAGCGGCAUCAAGAAUCUGUUCAGACGACUCAAAGACCAUAACCAUAGCAACACAACGCAGGAAGAUCUCACGCACAUCACGGAUACUCACAUGUACGAACAAGACCAUGGUAAAAGCAUUCAUCCUCGCAUUGAAGUCUGGGAAGAAGGCAGCCAUAUAGUGGUAGAGGAUUCUCAGAACGACGCUCCUGAAGCUGUGAUUGAUAAAAAUCAGCAUCCAAAUUGGAAAAAGAAGACAAAAGAAAAAAUCAAGCAGGUUGAGCGUGAUAUCCUUCAGACAAAGAGUGGAGGGCCUUCCUCCAGUAAUGAUAGCUCGGCAUCAGCAUCAGUGACGUAUAAAAGUACAUCCCCUUCAUCUUCAUUAUAG